Molecule: messenger RNA, 2197 nt
Organism: Lethenteron reissneri (Far Eastern brook lamprey)
Lineage: Eukaryota; Metazoa; Chordata; Hyperoartia; Petromyzontiformes; Petromyzontidae
Product: dnaJ homolog subfamily B member 14-like
Biological process (GO): cellular response to misfolded protein
Cellular component (GO): endoplasmic reticulum membrane
Molecular function (GO): Hsp70 protein binding
Source: RefSeq, a predicted model, not a curated record
GUCGGUAAACACCGCUCAGCUGACACAACAUGGAGGAUCUCCCCACGCCGGUCGCGUUCGCUCGCCGCCACCUCUCGCUCGUAACCCGACAAACGCCGAUGAUUUAUUAACUUGGCGACUCAGGUACGCGGCGGCCAAUGCCGACGGUGUACACGGCGUCGCGCUGACCAUGGAGGGAAACCGCGACGAGGCGCUCCGCUGCCUGGGCCUGGCCCGGGCCGCGCUCAGCCGUGGCGAUUCGGAUCGAGGCCGCGUGUUUCUCGCGAAGGCCCAGCGGCUCUACCACACGGCGCAGGCGGCGGCUCUUCUGGUGGAACUGGACAAGGCUGAAUGGAAGAAUCGCCAUUGGGAAAACCAGAGAGCCUUUCACCACCACCACCACUACCACACAGCUCCCUCUGGACCAGACCCUGCCAACCUCCACGGAACCUCUGCCAAAUCCUACCCCAAUUGCAGGACAACUGGGGAGAUAUCUACCGAGCGCAGCUACACGGCUGAACAGUUGUAUGGCGUCCAGAGGAUAAAUGGCUGCAGGAACAUGUACGAAGUCUUGGGUGUCAGCAGGGAUGUCUCGGACGAUGACCUCAAGAAGGCAUAUAGGAAACUGGCACUCAAGUUCCACCCAGACAAGAACCACGCUCCUGGAGCAACAGAAGCCUUUAAGGCGAUUGGCUGUGCGUACUCCCUGCUAAGCAGCGCGGAGAAGCGGCAUCAGUAUGACCUGCGGGCCAACGAGCGAGAGAAGCGCGUGGGGGCAGAGGAUGGGGCCGGUGGUCCGGGUUCUGCGGGACGGGCCAGCCAUGGAGCCAGCUGGGGGGGGAGAUACGCCGGGAGUGGGCGACACAGCGGGCGCCCGCGGUUCAACUAUGAUCCCGACCCAGACAUCUCUCCCGAAGAACUCUUCAACAUGUUUUUUGGUCACGCCUUUCAGAGUGCUCGGAGCCAAGCUUAUGAAAACAACCGGCCUCGUCAGUCGGCACGAAACCCUCCCUCUCCAAACAAGCGUAGUUUGGGUGACAUGACAGGCGUGCUACAGUUUUUGCCACUGGUGCUGCUGAUAGUGGUUUCUGUACUUGGGCAGUUCAUGGUCUCGCGACCCACUUACAGCCUGGCUCCUAAUCCCUCGCUGGGACACACAGUCCACCGGCGCACACAGAGACUGGGCGUGAGUUACUUUGUGGGCGACGACGCGCAAAUUCACACGGACAAGAGGACGCCAGCGGUGGCGGAGAAUGACGACGAGGGAGAUGAGGCGUGGGGUCGGGGCAAAGCCAUCCCAGAGGCAUGGCGACGCUUGGAGCAGAGCGUGGAGGACGAUUACGUCGGAGGACUGCGCUCAUCCUGCCAACGCGAGCGCCAGUACAAAAGCGAACUUCUCUACAAGGCGAAGGUAUACAGGGACGAGCGGUACCUUGCCCUGGCGGAAAGCAUGCGCACAGACAGCUGCGACACACUGGAGCGUCUAAGUCAGCACUUUCGGGGCGGCUGACAUGCCCCGCACGCUCACACGCAGUCCUGCCCCUACCAGACACCCAAGCCAGAUCACACCUCGCAUCCUCUACCUUACCGUGGCAGGGGGACCAGUCGCGCUGCAUUAACAAAUACAAAUUGAAUGUUAAUUUUAUUUUUUGGUGGCAAGAGUUGGGUGCUAGAAAGGUAAGCAAGGUUUACAUGAAAUACAAUUGGUUUCACUGGGUUAUUUUUGCAAAUAGAGUUUGUGCAAUGAAGUUGGUCUUUUGUUAGAUUUCUGAUGGUAAUCUCUCUUGAGCUAACUUGAGCUAACCACACAAGGCAGUAUUGAUAUGUUUUCACCUGUGAUGUGAAAUGAUGAAAGCAUCCUUAUCUCUGGUCCACUUUAAAGCUUAUCAUUGGGUUUGUGUGCAGAUAUGCGAACCAGUCAUUUCCAUGUGCAGGUUUUGGGUGCAUUUGCUUUACGCGUUUAAUGGAAAAGCUACUGUUGACAGCAGUGAAGGAAAUAGUGAUGGUUGAUGUUAACAGUGACUGAGAUGGUGGAGACAUACGUAGUAUUGCUAAGGAUGAUUGUGUUAAAAAAAAAUCUCGUAAAGUAUUCUCCCUUUGUAUAUUGUGUGAAAAUGUCCUUGAAAUCUGUGUGCAUAUUGUUCGUAUUCGUAUUUGACCUCUAUCUUAUUUAUUCCAAUAUCCAGUUAAUUUAUUACAAUAAAUUCUAAUGCACUCA